This is a messenger RNA of Pneumocystis carinii B80, 625 nucleotides long. RefSeq lists its product as hypothetical. Bases 1 to 624 code for a protein of 207 amino acids. NCBI's taxonomy places the organism in Eukaryota, Fungi, Ascomycota, Pneumocystomycetes, Pneumocystales, Pneumocystaceae. Gene Ontology annotation, molecular function: proton transmembrane transporter activity. The transcript has 2 exons. Gene Ontology annotation, biological process: proton motive force-driven ATP synthesis. The record is from RefSeq and is a predicted model, not a curated record.
AUGGACCCGAAAUUAAAGGCAGAAUCAAUUAUUGAUAUGAUGCCUAAAUCAUCAUUUUUAUCUAAAACAGGGAUGAUUGCUACAGGAACAGUGUUAUCAAUAGCAGCAAUUUCGAAUGAACUUUAUGUAGUUAAUGAGGAGACUAUUAUUCUUGGAAGUUUUCUUAGUAUUGUAUGGUUCCUGGUAAAAUCGGGAAAACAAGGUUAUAUUAACUGGAUGGAUGGACAUAUUAAUCAUGUACGUUCAUUACUUAAUAACGCUAGAGAGCAACAUAAAGAAGUAAUAAAUGAACGUAUUAAAGCGGUUAAGCCGUUAAAAGAUGUAGUCGAUGUUACAAAAAAUCUUUUUGAAGUAUCAAAAGAAACGGUAAAUAUGGAAGCAAAAGCAUUUGAACUUUCGCAGUUUGUUGCAGCUCAACAGCAAGCUAAAGCAGUUCUUGAUUCAUGGGUUCGCUAUGAAUCAGCUCUUCGACAACGAGAACAAGCAUAUCUUGCCAAUACAGUCAUUUCAAAAGUUGAAAAAGAAUUACAACAACCAAAAAUACAACAACAAAUUCUUGAUCAAAGUAUUACAAAGAUCGAAAGUCAUUUAUCCUCUUUAUUGUAUUUUUUUAACAUCUACUAGA